AUGAUUAGAAAUAGAAUGGAACAAUUAAGCAUCUACAAGAUUAGGUUCUUGAAAUUUAGACAGUCACAUACAUUAUACGUCCUUUACUUGACUGCAGUGGCUGCUUUGCAAUUUAUAGCUAUAGCAUUCUUUACUAAAGGUUUCCUACUAUCAAGAAAUGUCCUGGAUGACAUCAAUGAAUUGAAACCAUCAAUGUAUGCAGCAAAUUCAUCGAAUAAUGGUUUUGUUCAUCAACAAAAAUUUGAAAAAACAGUGAUCCUGGUCAUAGAUGCGUUGCGAUUUGAUUUUGUUAUACCCGUCAAUACAAAUAAUUCAGCUUACAAUUCAAAUCAUCACAAUAAAAUUACAACUUUAUACGAUCAAUUCUGUAAGGAAUCAGUAGGAAAAAAACAAAACAAUUCCUUACUGCUGAAGUUCUUGGCGGACCCUCCGACCACAACUUUACAAAGAUUAAAAGGUUUGACAACAGGUUCGUUGCCAACUUUCAUUGAUGCAGGUUCUAAUUUUGAUGGCACUGUUAUUGAAGAAGAUAAUUUGAUAAAACAGAUGUAUCUUAAUAACAAAGAAGUGUUCUUUGUAGGCGAUGACACUUGGGAUGCUCUUUUCAGUCCGUUUUUAUCAAAUCAUAGCAUCCCUUAUGAAUCUUUAAACGUUUGGGAUCUGGAUACGGUAGAUAAUGGUGUGAUAUCUUACUUCAAUGACAAUUUAAUACGUUCUGAAGAAUAUAAAAAGAAAAAUUCACAAUGGAACGUUUUAAUCGGACAUAUGUUAGGUGUGGAUCAUGUUGGUCAUAAAUAUGGUCCAAAUCAUUUCACUAUGAAGGAAAAACAACUUCAGGUCAAUAACUUUAUUAAUGACAUUAUAAAUGUCAUUGAUGAUGAUACACUAUUAGUUAUAAUGGGAGAUCAUGGUAUGGAUCAUACCGGUAACCAUGGGGGUGAUUCAAUUGAUGAGUUAGAGAGUACGCUGUUUUUGUACUCGAAGAGGCAAAACGUUUGGAAGUUAGAAGAUGAUCAUUCCGUUUAUAACAUUGAUGACUUGGGAUCAAAUUAUAAAAGCAUUAACCAGAUCGAUUUAGUACCAACAUUGGCUUUAUUAUUAGACAUUCCAAUUCCAUUUAACAAUUUAGGAUGGCCAAUUAAAGAAAUUGCUGUUAAUGAACUUGAACAACAAUUUUUCUCAAAUAUAACCUUAGAUCAAUUAAAAAAAUAUCAAGAAACUAAUGGUCUCUUCCCAACAGGUUCAGAUAAAUACAGAAUGUUAGAAAAUCUAUUCAAUACUUCAAAAGAAAAUUAUGAGCUUUCAAAAGAGUAUCAAGCUUACCUAUUGAUGUUAUGCAAGGAUUUAUGGGCUAAUUUUGAAUUUCCAAGUAUAGCGAUUGGUAUUAUCUUCUUAUUUUUAUCAUUAAUAAUUCUCAUAACUACAACUAAGUUGAUACCUUCGAUAGUAGUUAGUCAAAUGGUACCAAUAUUUGUUCCUUUAAUCAUUAUGAUGAUAUUUGUAUCGCACCUGUGUUUGUUCAGUUUAUUCUACGUUUUCCAACCUCCGGCUUUCAUUGAAGAAAGAUUUUGGUGCUCACUUUUAGCCACCGCUAUCGGUAUCACCUUAGCUUGCUUUUCGCAAAUAUUUGAAAGGUACAGUUUGAAAUGGUUAAUUUUUAGAUUCUUCGGAGAAUUAUCAGAUUAUUGGUCAAGGGUCGGUUCUGUUUUCAUAAUAUUGCAUGCAGUUAUCUUUACAUCAAAUUCAUUUACUAUAUGGGAAGACAGAAUUAUUAGUUUCUUCAUUGCAACUAUUGGUUUGUUUACGAUGUACGAAUUUAUAUUUGUUCCAAACAGAGAAUCGACUAGUGCAUUGUUAUCUGGAGUUUUGAUUGCCAAAGAGAGAGAUAGUAAAAAGAUCCGAAAUUUUGAAGAAGAGGUCUACUCAGAUUGCUUACCACUAACAAAAAUACAAAGAGCAUUGGGAAUUUAUCACUCUUUGAUUUUAAUUUGCUGCACACGUAUAUCAUCCUUCAUAACUAUUUGCAGAGAAGAACAAGGUGAUUUUUGCACUCCUACAUUCUCUACGUCUAGUAAUUACUCGAUCAAUACAAUUGGUAUAUUGUUUGUGUUGAUGAUUGUCGUACCUUUUUGCAUUCAAGGUUAUUAUAAUUUAACAUCAUCCUUUCAAGGAUCUGCUCCAAUUUGGAUCAAUUUAUUCCUAAGAUUGGUACUAUUUGGUGUAUUCUGCCUAUGGGGAUUGAAUACCGUUGAAAAUUACCUAAACGAACCGAUUCUGGAAAUCAACAUGUUUAAAAUAUCAUUAGCUAGAUCACUAGCGGGAGUAUCAUUGAUCGCAUUGAAUUUUGGUUGGAUAUUUGGCCCACUGUGUGUUAAUUUGGGAAUAACUAGAACCAAAGAAAAUAGUAAGGAAAAUAGUGCUACUAUAUUAGGUGUAAAGAAUAUUUAUGGAUCUCAAUAUUUUUUACUUGUACUAAAUAUAUUUAUGGCAGUCAUGAUUUUCAGCAAGCCAUUAGCACAAAUUUCACUAUACUUAAUGCUAAAUCAAAUCUUGUCAGUUAUUGAAAUAAUAGACAUGUUCAAAUUGAAGGAAAAUAUUAUUGGUCCAGUUAUCCUAAACCUAAUAGCUUACCAACAUUUUUUUACAACUGGUCACCAAGCAACUAUUCCAGCUGUUCAGUGGGAUGCAGGUUUUAUCUUAUCCGAAACGAUUAGUUUUCCAUUGACUCAUAUUGCAAUUUUUCUUAACACCUUUGGACCACAGGUUUUAGCGUCAGUAGCAAUUGCCCUUUUCACACUUUGGAAGCAGCCUCCUUUAGUCUUAAAACCUCAGACUAUGCUAGGAAGAAUUGUAUCUAAUUGUGGCUGUUUACUAAUAUACAAUACAGUUUUGUGUUUAAGUACCUUUAUAUGGGUGACACAUUUCCGUAGACAUUUAAUGGUCUGGAAGAUUUUCUGUCCAAGGUUUAUUUUCGCAAGUUUGAGUUUGAUUGUGACACAAAUUAUAGUUAUUCUGAUAACUAUAGCAUUUGCCAGUGGAAGAUUAAUAAGACAAAUUAACAGUUUCUUUUGGGAAUUCUGA
Messenger RNA from Tetrapisispora phaffii CBS 4417, 3081 nucleotides. RefSeq names its product mannose-ethanolamine phosphotransferase GPI13 (gene GPI13). The record is from RefSeq and is a predicted model, not a curated record. Gene Ontology annotation, biological process: GPI anchor biosynthetic process. Gene Ontology annotation, molecular function: mannose-ethanolamine phosphotransferase activity. Gene Ontology annotation, cellular component: endoplasmic reticulum membrane. Lineage: Eukaryota; Fungi; Ascomycota; Saccharomycetes; Saccharomycetales; Saccharomycetaceae. Bases 1 to 3081 code for a protein of 1026 amino acids. The transcript has a single exon.